UUUUUAAAAAUAUUUCCGUUAAAUAUGGCCAAAUUAUUAACUGAUGAAGCAUUCCAAAAAUUGUUGUUUGACCUUCUAUGUGUGUGGCACGAUGUUCAGCGUCACUACGAUCCGCCAAUUACACAUACUGAGGAGGAGAAAAUGCAAAAGGUCAAACAAUUAAUUUGUAAAUUGUUGGGAGAAAUUGACGGGCGAGUUAAACGCAUUCAAACAAUGUUGUCUACAACUCCCGAUGCUGAACAAGAAUUUAUUGAAGAAUGGUCUUUACUAACUUGGAAUGUUCUUUGCAUCACAAGUCGUCUGCAAAACGAAUUAAAUGUUUCAGUUAAAUCACAAGAAGAUAAAGUUAUUUUCAACAAACUUAAUAUGGCUUUGGUUGAUCUUGUAAACAAUUCUAGAGCUGCAUUGAACCCUUUAUCAGUUCAUAUUGAUGCUACAUUCGAUUUAUUAGCCAAUUCGUUAAGUGAAACAAUGCAUAUAUUGCAUGGGCUAUACCGAACAUUAAAAUCUAAUAGACAAAUGAAUUCUGAUCAGGUUCAGGACUUUGCUCAGAGGUUACAAUCUUUUUCUGAUGAAUAUCUGAACCCGUUCGUGGAACUUUUCAAGGUGUUUUUUCUUUUCUUUAUUUUUCUUUUAUUAAUUAGCCACCGCCAUGCGCGGUGUGCAUUUUUUUAAUACACAUCCAAUCU
Messenger RNA from Meloidogyne enterolobii, 689 nucleotides. NCBI's taxonomy places the organism in Eukaryota, Metazoa, Nematoda, Chromadorea, Rhabditida, Meloidogynidae. The record is from the annotation of a GenBank genome assembly.